UUGCACAGGCACACGACGAUUGUGCUUCUCGGACUUGAGCAUUCUGAAGUGGCAUGUCUCCGCUGUGCUCGAAGAAGGUGAAGGGCUGGUACGUGCACCACCCGGGCCAGGUGAUGGACGCGCAGAGGAUCUGCGAGAUCAUGGGCGACGGAGUCCUGAUUUACGAGGCACAGUCGAAGGAAGAUGGCGAUAACAUCUUGAGGAAAAUCAAGCAGCAGCGACACAUCCGAAGUGAGGAUCGUCUCUACAUAUCGCCAAAAAGGGAAGACUACAAAUCCACGGUGGUCCGCAUCUCGCGAGAGCACAAGCACCCGGACGAGGAGGUGCGCUACUUCGAGAAGGGCACGGGUUACUUGGACGUCAGGGACCCCUCGGACCAAUGGCUGCGCAUCCAGGUGUACCCCGGCAACCUGAUCGUGCUCCCACCGGACGUCUACCACAGGUUCUACCCGGUCACGGAUAAGGAGGAAAUCGUCGUGAGAAGAAUGUUCGGCGAGGUGGACGUAUGGACAGCAGACUUUAGGGAGAACUGAAGGGUGCCUCAUUCGUUCAAAGUAGCUUACCGGCUGCCGAGAUGCCCAUAGGGCCAAAUACAAGAUACGUCAUCCAUGUAACGUUGAUGACGUUCAAAUCCGUCUGUCGCCGUCUCCCCGGGACCUUUGUCAGCGUUCCCCCCUCUUUGGCGACGACUCCCAGCAGAAACUGAUGUGGGGUCUGUCACAUAGGGCGGAUGCAAAACAGGAGAUUGGCGAAUUGUUGGGGAGCAGAAUGAAGCAUUUGCUCUAUGUAAACAAAGUAUUGGAAAUAAACGAUUUUAGGAGUG
Messenger RNA from Ixodes scapularis (black-legged tick), 823 nucleotides. RefSeq names its product 1,2-dihydroxy-3-keto-5-methylthiopentene dioxygenase 1-like. NCBI's taxonomy places the organism in Eukaryota, Metazoa, Arthropoda, Arachnida, Ixodida, Ixodidae. The record is from RefSeq and is a predicted model, not a curated record. The coding region runs from base 54 to 533 and encodes 159 amino acids. Gene Ontology annotation, biological process: L-methionine metabolic process. The transcript has 4 exons. Gene Ontology annotation, molecular function: acireductone dioxygenase [iron(II)-requiring] activity.